CAGCGCUCGGCGGCUGUAUCAUGGCGGCGCAGGUUGAUUGCGAAUUUCUGGUGAAGAAAGCUCGAGAUUUAGUGGCGGACGAUCCGUGGGCCGCCAAAGCGUGGCUGAUUACCGCCAGGACUUUGUACCCUACAGAUUUCGGGAUUCAGUAUGAAAUGUACAUGAUUGAACGAAAUGCUGAGAGAACGGCUUCAGCUGGAAGACUUCUUUAUGACAUGUUUGUAAAUUUCCCUGAUCAACCAAUGGUAUGGAGAGAAAUAAAUGUUAUUACAGCAGCGCUGCGUAAUGAUGCCCAGGACAAGCAAACACAGUUUUUACGAGGUUUGUUUGAGACCCUUCCAGGUCGAAUACAAUGUGAAAUGCUUCUUAAAGCCACAGAGCAAUGCUUCAACACGCUGGAGAGAGCAGAAAUGUUGUUGCUACUCUUGAGACGAUUCCCAGAAUCUGUGGUGCAGCAUGGAGUCAGCCUUGGUGAAACACUAUUAGAAGCAGAAAACCUUGAUGAUCAAGACUCUCCAGUCAACUGUUUUAGGAAGUUAUUUGUAUGUGAUGUCCUUCCUCUAAUUAUUAAUAACCCUGAUGUGAGAUUACCUGCAAAUCUGUUAUAUCAGUAUCUCCACAAGGCAGCAGAGUUUUAUAUUGGUUACAUCACUAGAUCUCCUUCAUUGGAAGGCCAGCAUCAAGGUUCCCAAGACACAGCUGAUAUAAAAUCACCGACCAAACGAAGUACUCAGAAAUAUAUCAUAGAAGGUCUGACUGAGAAAUCAUCAUUGAUAAUGGAACCAUGGGACAGAUUGUUUGAAAUUAUGUCAGUUGUGGCAAUGAGGUGUGAGUGGCAGAUGGACAAAGCAAACAGGAACUGUGGUGAAAUUCUGCAUAGGAUGAAAGAUUUAUGCAGAUAUAUAAAUAACUUUGAUGAUGAAGGUCACAGGAAGUAUAAGCAUCAAGUUGUUUAUUCUACACUGCUGAUUUUCUUCAAGAAUGCAUUCCAAUACGUCAGCAGUAUCCAGCCAUCUCUAUUUCAAGCAUCCAGCCCUUCUAGCAACCAAAUUCCCCUUAUUUUGUUGGAUGAUUUGUCAAAUAUCUAUGGUGAUGUGGAUAUCGAUAGAAGUAAACACAUUCAUAAAAGGCGGAAACUUGGAGAAGGGAGGGAGAAAACACUGAGUUCAGAUGAUGAAGAAUGUUCUGGAAAAGGACGUAGCCGUCAUAUACUUGUCAAUAAGGUUGAGCUGCCAAACUCCAUCGAUGUACUUGAAAACUUUAAGCUUGCAAGAGAAAGUUGGGAGUUGCUUCAUUCUCAAGAGGCUUUGGAAAAAGAAUUUACACGAAUCUGCAUGUCUUGGAAGACUGAAACCUGGUUGUGGUUGAGGAUAUUCAUAACAGAUAUGAUUGUGUACCAGGGUCAAUACAGGAAAGCAAUAAACAGUCUUCAUCAGUUAGGUGCUCUUCAAGGAGCCCAGCAGCAUGUCAUAAGUCAGGGCACACUUGAGCAACAGAGAGCGCUAAUCCAAAUGGCUGCCUGUCACUUUGCUUUGGGAGAAUACAGAAUGACAUGUGAUAAGGUGUUGGACGUUAUGUGCAGUGUUAUUCCAUGUGCACAAGAAGUGGUUAGAGUACAGGAGGAAAUUCCAAAAGUAAAACCUAGAUUUAAGAAAGCUUCAGACCUCAAACUGUUGCCUUGUACAAGUAAAGCUAUGAUGCCAUAUUGCCUUCAGUUAAUGUUGGCCUGCUUUAAGUUGAGAGCCUUUACAGAUAUACGAGAUGAUCUGGCUUUAGGUCAUGUGAUUGUACUACUUCAAUUGGACUGGCCUCGUGGAGAAAACCUAUUUCUCAAAGCAGUUGACAAAAUUUGUCAACAAGGAUCAUUUCAGUAUGAAAACUUCUUCAACUAUGUCACAAAUAUUGACAUGUUGGAAGAAUUUGCUUAUCUCCGAACUGCAGAAGGUGGUAAAAUUCAUCUAGAGCUGUUGCCAAAUCAAGGUCUUCUGAUAAAGAAUUCUAGCCCUCCACUGGGGGUUCUUCCGCAGGAGUUCAAACUGCAGCCCAGCAGUCAGACAGCUGACAGACAUCACACUGUAACCCGAGGAAUUACAAAGGGUGUGAAAGAAGAUUUCCGAUUAGCUAUGGAGCGGCAGGUUUCUCGCUGUGGGGAAAAUCUCAUGGUUGUACUACAUAGAUUUUGCAUCAAUGAGAAGAUCAUAUUGCUUCAGACUUUAAUGUGACACACAUAUCCAAGUCUUUUCCUUUUAGAAUAUAUGGAUGUUUUUGCUGAUACGCUGAACUACACUGCACCUGUCUUAUGAAUUGUAAAGAUUGUUAUUGGAUUGUAUUCAAAAGUGAGUGUCUCAGAAUGGAACUUGAGACAGAGACUUCAAAGGAUAGGUGCUAAUUCCACAGAAAAAUCGCUAAUGUAUUGAAUCCUUAAGUAAUCCAUUUUGAUGAAUGUUUGUAUUCAUUAAGAACAGAGAUUGCAGUGCUAAAGGAUUAAAAUGUUUUGUUCCAUUUUUGGCCUUGAAUGUGUCAGCUUCAAACAUGCUGAGCAGAUACUGAGGGGCUAUAUACAGCUGUAUAGAGAAAAAAAUCUUGGCCCAGCACUAUACUUUGCAUCUAGCCUUCAGUCUCAAAAAAAAUCUCCUGCACCAUUCUGCAAUUCCUCAUUGCUACGCCAAGUUCUUGUGGGAUUCUGAGACUGCCAGAAUUUUACAUUGUUUGAGGAUCUUGCAUCGAUCAGAAACUGAACUGAUAUUUGCUGAAGUAAUUUGAUUUGGUCUUUUGCAACCUCCAAAAAGGAAGACUUUCAUCCUGUUUAUGAUUAAAGGUUCCAAAUAAAAAGACAAUGCUUUAACUUCCUGUCCUCUCAACCAUGUAAUAAUGGCAUAUUGUGAGCAAGAAAUAAGCUUAAUCAAUUUUAAUUUCAACCUUUCACACAAAAAUAAAAUUUAGCACCUCUUGAAUUGAACAGGCCCAUAAUUUAUGGUGCAUCAGUUACACUUCCGGAAUUGUAUCCUUUCCAGACUCUAGUAUCUGCUGACAAUUGUGUUCAACCAGUAGUCAGCGUGUUCCAGGCAGAAUACCUCAUCUGAAAUGAUUUCUGUCCAGUGGAGAUCAAUGUAUUUUCUUAAAGUUAGUAUCUAAGAUAAAUUACCUUUUCAAAAUAAAAACUAAAUGCUAGAAAAAUUCAGAAAAUCUAGCAGCAACUAUGGAGAGAGAAACAGAGUUAAAAUUUUAACUCCAAUGGCUCUUUGAAACAUUGGACUAGAAACGUUAAUUCUGUUUCUGUCUUAACAGCUGCUGCCCGACAUGCUGAGUUUCUCUAGCACUGUUGUUUUUAUUCAGAUUUCCAGCAUCCACAGCUUUUUAAAAAAUUCACUAAUGGGAUGAGGAUGUCGCUGGCUAGGCAGCAUUUAUUGUCCAUCCCUAAUUCCCUAGAGAGUCAAUUGCUAUAGGCCAGACCAUUUAAGGAUGGCAGUUUCCUUCCCUAAAGGGCACGAGUGAACCAGACGGGUUUUUCCUGACAGUUGACAAUGGAUUCAUGGUCAUUGUUAGAUUCUUAAUUCCAGAUAUUUUUUAUUGAAUUCAAAUUCCACCGUCUGUCAUGGUGGGAUUUGAACCCGGAUCCCCAGAAUGUUAUCUGGGUCUCUGGAUUAACAGUCCAGUGAUAAUACCACUAGGCUAUUGCUGCCCUGGCUUUGAACCCUUAUUAAAGCCUUUAUUUUUAAUACUUUUUUCCAAACAUUUGUAUUAAGCAAUUAAUGCAACAUCAUUUCCAGUUGUAGAACAGCCACUACUGGAAUAAUUCACCUACCAUGACUUGGAACCUGGAGGAAAUAAACUUUUCAGGAACAAAUACUUGAAAAGAAUCCAUCUGUGAUCUUAAAUAUUCUGUAGGCUGGCAAGAACCUUUUUGAUUUUCUUAUGCAGUUUAACACAGCAACGUAUAUGAGAUUAUGUGCAUUAAACAUCUGAUUUGUGGCUAACACUGAGAUUGAUGAUUUCAAUAUAUACAUUUACGCAUUUAUUUGAACUGAUUUUUUUUCCCCCAAAGUAAUCAUUUUGUUAAAUUUUAGAAUGAAUGUUUUUUCUUUCCAAUUUUAAUUUUAAACUAGGUUAUAUAGUGAACAAUGUGCAAGUUAAUGCACUUUGCUAGCAAAAUAUUGUGAUUUGCAUAAACCACAUGCUCCAUCAGAUAAAUACUAAUAUUUCAACCACAAGCCUUUAAGCUGUCCAAUCAGUUUAACAACAGAGAAUUUUCAGCAGGAUUGCCUAAUCUUCCAUCAUAACUUUGAUGUGAAUUAUUCUUCAGCAUUGUUUAUGGCAGUAGAUUGUGAGAAUCCCCACAAAAAUCCCAGAACCUUACUGAGAAGGCAACUCGCCACCACCUUCUCAAGGGCAACUAGAGAUGGGCAUUAGAUGCUGACUCAGUCACUGAUACCUCGGUCCCACAAGUGAACGAAAAGCAACUUCUCCAGCCAUAUUCACAAAAUUGAAACAGAGACUAAUUUCAAUGAACCAACCUUGCACACAGUACUUUUGAGAGGGAAAGAUCACUUGACCUGAAGAUGAUCUUCAAAAAAGACUUUUCUCUGGAUUGUCAUAAUGGGCCCACGUGAAACAUGAAUUUCAGUGUUCACCUGUGGUCUAAUUAUCUGACAUUACUAUUGUUCCCAGAUACAUGUCCAAUUUAUUUGACAGCAUAGUACAUUCUGUUCAAUGGCCUUAAAUGUCAAAUCAGGCUGUCAUUGUCUUGGCAAAACAAUAGUUCAUCGUGAAAUGCAAUGAAGAUGUAUUUAGGAAGUCAUAAACAAAGUAUCUGGAACGGAUCUAUGUAAUACCACAUCAAGUGGAAAGUACUGCAGCUCUUCUAACUUGAAUAAAA
This is a messenger RNA of Stegostoma tigrinum, 4876 nucleotides long. It is a transcript of the gene ints10, whose product is annotated as integrator complex subunit 10. Gene Ontology annotation, biological process: snRNA processing. Bases 21 to 2222 code for a protein of 733 amino acids. The record is from RefSeq and is a predicted model, not a curated record. Gene Ontology annotation, cellular component: integrator complex. NCBI's taxonomy places the organism in Eukaryota, Metazoa, Chordata, Chondrichthyes, Orectolobiformes, Stegostomatidae. The transcript is spliced from 18 exons.